Molecule: messenger RNA, 3998 nt
Organism: Siniperca chuatsi (mandarin fish)
Lineage: Eukaryota; Metazoa; Chordata; Actinopteri; Centrarchiformes; Sinipercidae
Gene: sh2d7
Product: SH2 domain containing 7
Exons: 6
Coding region: 57-1442 (461 amino acids)
Cellular component (GO): cytoplasm
Source: RefSeq, a predicted model, not a curated record
GAGAGUUAAACGUCAUCUGAGCAGAGAGUAUACAUGGUGUGCUACCACCUGUGAGGAUGGAGAAGAAGUCAGGUGUUGACCUGCACAUGGAGACCUCAGAAGGAGGCCUGAAGGAGCUGGUGCUGAAGUGGUUCACUGAGACCCAGGCGCCGCUCAUCCUCAACAACGGAAACUUCCCUGACUGGUUUCAAGGCUUCGCUGUGAGAAAGGACACGGAAGAUCUAUUGAGAGAUAAAGCUCUGGGCUGUUUUCUCAUUCGCCUCAGUGAUAAAGCAAUCGGCUACAUCCUUUCCUACAAGGGCCACGACAGGUGCCGCCAUUUUGUCAUCACCCAGAAUCAAGACGGACAGUUCGUCAUAUCAGGAGACUGUCAGACAUACGGCAGCCUCACAGAGCUGAUAGAGCAUUACAAAGUCAGCCCCAUCCAGCCCUUUGGAGAGCACCUGACCUCCAGCUGCCAUGAGGUAAACACAGGUGAGCUGUAUGAUGUGGUGAAUUACAGCAGCAAAGAGAAGUCUGGGGUGAGUGUCCAAGCUCUGCGGACUCUGUGGGACCAGAAAAAUGAUCCUCACAGCGACCCUGGCACUAAUCAAAGGAUUCAGCAGCAAAAUGACCCUCCUACGGUGCAGCCACCUUCGCUGCCACCUAAAUCCCAAAACAGAAAGCUGACGGGAGCGGUGUCUGUAGACGCAGUGUCCCUCUCACAGGGUGUACCUCCAGUGCCAAAAAGAGGCAGGCCUCUGGGCUUCUCCCAGAGUGGAUCUUUGCCUGACGCAACACCACAUCCAAGUAAAACCCAGACCGACCCAAACAGAUCCCAGAGACUCAGAGGGAACGCAAACCCGGUGCUAAUGUCUGACAGAGACUCAUUUAAAACCACUGACUAUCCGAGCUAUCCAGGUGAUCUUUGUCCACCAAGGAACACAUACUCUGAGCUGACGCAGCUGGAGAGCAGAAGCAAAUCUCUACCAAAACUGAACAACAUGGAGGAGGAGGAGGAGGAGGAGGAGGAGGAGUACUCUAACCAGCUCAGUAGUCCCUCCUUCACAACAUCUUAUUCACCCACUCCACUGAAGAAGGUCACCUGUCACACCUACUCCCUCCAUGAUCCCAGAGACAGUUUGAGGCCGAGCAGCUCCAGGUCAGAACAGCAGGGCGAUGAUGUGGAAAUGUUGAGGUCCAACCCGCUGUACCAGACCUCCGAGGGGCCUGGAGGGGGUUCGGCACAGCAGGGAGGCGGCAUGUAUGCUGAGGUUCCCCAGAGGCCGGUACCUGCCGGGCUGCCUGAUGACACCUAUGAGCUGAUCCCCGGGGAGGCCGCUGCUGUCCAAGGCAACACUUACGAGUCUCUGGAGGAUAUGAAAACCAAGAAGUCCAAAUCCACCUGGGGGAAAAAUAAUAUGAAAUGGAAGAAAUUCCUUCCUGAUUACAAGAAGAAAUAAACGUGACUAAAAGAACUGUUUGAUAUUUUGUUAACUGAGACAGAAGUUAAAUGAAUAUUAAAAAUAAAUCACUUUUAUAAUAUCAUUUUGUUAAGUAAGAAAGUUACGUAGAAUUCAGAUGUUUAAACGCUGCAAAAACCCCACUUUAUAUAAAUCCAGCUGUUAUCAUUAUGUAUUUUCUGGUCAUUGUCCUUUAAAGUUAAAAUGUUUUGUAUCUAAUGAUUUUAGUAAAUUUUAGUAAACAAGAUUAAUUAAGAUACAUUCUUCCAUUAUUAUUAUUUUGUUUACUGAUAUUAUUAUUAUUAGUAGUAGUAGUCGGUGGUAUUUUAGUAAUUGUAGCAGCAUUAAAUGUGGUUCAGUAUUUAGUCAUUUGUUUAUUUUGUCAUUGAACCUUUUAAAACAUCUUUAAAUUCAUAUAAAUUAACGUUUUCAUUUACUUUUCUACAAAAAUGUAAAAAGUUACUCACCGAGAGGCUUGUGUCACUGUUCAUCAUGUGUUCAUAUUUGUCUUUUUUUGUUUUUUUAAAUGUGUUUAUGGAUCUAUAAAACACAGCACAGCAUAGAGCACACAACGUUUCCAACACGGUCCCAAACCAGCAGCUGUGACAUUUAAUGCCAGGAUGUUUGACAGGAAAACGAGUCCGUCUGUUAAAGUUUUGGGACGUUUUAAAUUAAAGCUGGAGGCAAGACAGGAACAUCAUGGCAACCGCUGCUGCAGUUCUAAUAAACAUAAUAAAUAAAUGUAAUAUAAAGUGAGAAUGCGCUGCCUCACAGCAGUCCACAGAGGUGUUUCUGGUUGAUUCACUGUGGUGUAUUUUGACUUCAUAAGAUGUAACAAGUUCUCGCUUAAAGGGAGAACUUAUUUACUGCAUAUUUAUACUACAUGUGUGAAAAAAGCCUUUUGUGGCCCCAGAGGGAGCUGCUGAUAAACGUCCUCAGGUGAUGUCACUUGAGUCGGCGUCGGGGCGGGGCUGAAGACUACGAGUUUGAAGAUGAAACUAAUCUGUUGGCGUGGAGUUAGAAAGACGUGAGCUCACCAGACCUCCGCAGCUGCUCCUCAUCUCUGCUGCAGGCUCCAGGCUACAUUAGCCGCUACUAGCAUAACACACCUCAAUCUCUGCGGUUGAGUUGCAUUGUGGGUAAUGUAGGAGCCAGGUUUUGUUAAGGAAGAUCUCUGCUGCAUUGAUUUUGAUCCUUUUUCUCCCUAAUUGUCCAUCGUGAGUCUGUCAGUGUUAUAGGAGUGCAAUGCUGAAUUGGUGGAGUACUCUUUUAAUGAGUCUGAGGUCCAAACUCAGUUCGGGCUUCACAGUCGGACCUGUUGAAUCUAGUUCUAAUCCUUACUCUCCCAGCUUCAGUUUUCUUCUCGUUUCCUCUGUGGACUGAACAUCCCACCUCUUCCUCUGUCCCCAACUUCUCUUUUACUGAGUCUUCCUCACGAGGCCCGAUCCGGCCCAAAGCAUCCCUCCUCUUGAUGAUUUGCUCUUUUUCUGAAAUGCCUUCCAGCUCUUUUUGAACUCCCUCUCCUUCAUGAUGACUUCUUCCUCCAUUUGAAACUCCAUCCUCGUCAUCUACAUCGUCCUCUGAGGAGGAUCUCUCUCUCUUUCCCCUUUCCUUGAGCCCUGUCUCCUCUCUCCAAAAGGCUUCUUGUCCUGUUCUAGUCACCUCCUCGUCACCAUAAGAAUCUGUCUUUUCUCAGUCUAAUUACUCACAUGCCAAUAAAAAUAACUGGUCUCUCCCUUAUGAAUUAAGGAAUGAAUUACAUUUACCAAUUUGGAAACAUCUCUUUCUUGCUUCCAUGUGUUUCAAAUGCUUCAAAAGCACUUUCUGAACAGGUUCUUCUUCUUCUUCUUCUUCUUCUUCUUCUUCUUCUUCUUCUUCUUCUUCUUCUUCUUAUUGCCAGUUCAGUUUCAUGGGGAACAACUGCAGAAGACUAUUGCAUUUCGUCUUAUUUUCUUUCCUUCAUAUUUAUUUUAUUUUAUUAAUUCCCUUGUAUUUGUCCCUGUAUUUCAUUUGGCUUUUUUGCACCAUAGAGCAAUUUUGUUUACAAAUAAAUGUUUACACUUAUAGGCUAUAACUGCUGUUUGAUUAUUAUUAUUUUGAUUCAGUCAGUUUGACAGCUGACCACCACCACUACAAGUUUUACUGUACUGCACUGUAACACUGUGAUGUAGAGAAAAGAGGAAUGUUGCUCAUUUUAAAAGCUAAAUUCUGCCAUUGAGCAAAAUAAAAAAUAAAAAAAUAAAUCAGUAUGGGAGAUCCCUCCCAACCAGGGGUUGGAAAAUGACUAAAUACAUUCACUCAAGUACAGUACUUACUCAAGUAAGUACAAUUUUGAGGUAAGGUCAGUUGGAAAUUUUGUACCUCUUACUCUUUAUUGGACAGCUGUAGUUACUAGUUACUUUUCAGAUUAAAAGUUGUGGAAAAUGCAGCAGCACUAAAAGUCUAAAAGUUAUGCAGUGGGUGUUUUAACUUCAGGAGCUGAUUGCAGUGACAAAGCUGCCACUCAUCAGUGGUAGCCCAUAGAGCAUUAGAGCAGGACUAGUAUGCACUGGUGUG